Rotaria sordida is the source of this 633-nucleotide messenger RNA. NCBI's taxonomy places the organism in Eukaryota, Metazoa, Rotifera, Eurotatoria, Philodinida, Philodinidae. The record is from the annotation of a GenBank genome assembly.
AUGAAUUCAACAAUGAAUAGUUCAUUAUUAACAACACCACCAUGUUCAAUGGAACUUCGUUUUUAUACAUCAGAUUAUUUAUUUUUUAAAUUACUUAAUGCGACAUAUUUACGUUUGCUUGUUGGUCCAGGUAUAUUACUUAAUACACUUUGUCUAUUUGUUCUUUCACGUCCAAGAUUAUCAGAUAAAUCAACAACUGUUAUCUUUUUACGAUUUCUUGCAAUUUUUGAUAUAUUGGCCAUUACACUUAAAUAUAUUCGAGCUGAACUUAAUUAUCAAUCAAUAGUAAAAAAGAAAGAUAUUAUUAUAAUAACAUCUGUAUUUUGUAAAACACUUUAUGUAAGUAUGAAUGCAUCCACCUCAAUUGCUAUGUGGACUAUCGUUUUAAUGAGCUUAGAUAAAGUUGUGGCUGUCAGUUAUCCACUCAAAGCUGGUAUAUGGAUAACACAAAAACGAGCAUUUUAUGUAUGUUGUUUUACAAGUCUUUUACUUUUCAUUGCCAAUUUACAUUUUAUUACAUUAUCGGAUGUAUGUUCAGCAAAGAAUAAGCAAAAAUAUUGUGGAUUAAUAAAAGUUGAUUUAAUAAUUGAUAUUCUAACAGCUUCUAUCUUACCUAUUGGUAAGUAUUAUUGA